GUAACACUGCCGUAAUGCAUUACUGCUUAGUAACAGCACAGUAACUAAUAUAAACAGAUGUAGAUCCCAGAUACUACACUCCUCCCCCAUAGUGUUUAACUCCCAGAGAACAAGGUAAAUAUGUUAGGUAACUACUAAUGCAAUAGAUGAACAAUGCAUUCUUAAACAUCAGCGAAGGGCACAUUUUUGAGGUGCACUUCACUGUCGAAUAGGAUAUCUCCACUCCUCCUGGGCUUCCUGUGGUGGGCCAGGUUCGGGUGGAAGGUCAGGCUCUGUCUCUCCCGUAUGUCCACAGUCAGGAGAAUAGUCCUGGGGGUCGUUAUUGUUCUUGUUCUCUCGGCAUGUCUCUGCUGGGGUGUUGGACCGUAGCAGAUGAUCCACAUGAACGUUGACCUGGCGAUGACCAAUUUGGACUUGGUAAGUUAAAGGUCCUCUGCGUUGCAAGAUCACACCUGAGUUCCACAGGCACUUAGGGUGUGUGAAAUCACGUACCAUCACCCUCUCUUCCUAUUUGAAUUUGUGAGGUACCACCACCCUUGAUCCCCACAGAACACACCCUUGAUCAGUGGACAACUGGUCUUUCUUGUCGAUGGAUGAAGGUUAUCGUCAUUUAUGAAGGUUGGCCAACCGCCUAAUGUUAAGUCCAAGACUUUGGAAAGCACUGGGUCUUUCCUUGUUUCCUCUGCUAUGUCAGAAGCAGAUAUGGGCAGUUCAUCAAUGAGAGAGAUCUGGAAGACUGCUCUAUCAUCUUCACUGUCGGAGUCAGUGUUGCACGGUAGUCUCGAUAGUGCAUCGGCAUUUGCGUGAUCACUGGAUCGUCUGUACUCAAUCUCGUAGUCGUAGACUAACAAUAUCAGAGCCCAACGUUGCAUUCGAAGUGCAGCAAGGGUUGGUAUAGCUGAUUUUGGUCCAAGGAUGGCCAACAGAGGCUUGUGAUCUGUCAGCAGUUGGAACUUCCUUCCGUAGAGGUAUUUGUGAAACUUCUUCACUCCGAAUAUUAUGCUCAGGGCUUCCUUCUCAAUUUGAGCAUAAUUUUUCUCACUUGGUGACAGAGUCCGUGAUGCAAAUGCAAUAGGGUGUUCUUCACCUGACUAUAGAACAUGUGAGAUGACGGCUCCUACUCCGUAUGGAGAUGCAUCACACGCAAGUCUCAGCUUCAUCUCUGUGUUAUAGUGGGCAAGCCACUUGCUCUUUAGCAGACGCUGUUUGCAAGUCUUGAAUGCUUCUUCGCAUUGUGGGGACCAAUUCCACUUUGUAUCGGCCUGCAGCAGUUGGUGAAGCUGAUGCAACAAUGUGGACAAGUUUGCCACAAACUUUCCGUAAUAGUUCAGGAGCCCCAAAAAUGACCUCAGCUCUGAGAUAUUUGUGGGUGCUGGUGUCGUUUACGAUUCCUUCCACCUUGCUGUUGGUUGGGUGCAGGCCUUGUGCAUAAAUCUUGUAUCCGAGAUACUCCACUGAGUCCUGGAGGAACUCACACUUGCUGCGUUUCAUUCUCACUCCGUAUUUCUCCAGUCUUGACAUCACUUUGUCCAGCACUACAAAGUGCUCUCCAAUGGUUGGUGCCGUCCAUGAAGCACACAACAUUGUCUAUACCGUCCAAGAUCAGAUCCAUUGUGUGUUGGAAUAUCGCUGGAGCUGUCGAGAUUCCGUAGGCCAAUCUGAAUAGCCCCUUGUGUGUAUUGAUGGUCAGAUACUGUUCUGACUCCGGAUCCAGCUUCAGUUGCUGAUAAGCGAAUGCCAGGUACAGCUUACUGAAAACCUGCCACCAGCUGGAGUGGCAAACAGAUCUUCAGUGUUUGGUAGUGGAUAUUCCUCUGGUAGUAUGCAGCAAUUUACUGUGACCUUGUAGUCACCGCACAUUCUGACGGUCUUGUCUUUCUUUGGGACUACAACAAUCGGAGCGGCCCAGUCGCUCCUCGCUACUUUCGUUAUUAUGUUAUUCUUCUGUAGCGGUCCAGUUCCUUCUCUACUGCUUCCUUAAGAGCAUAGGGAACCGGACGUGGUUUGUGAAAGAUAGGCUUGAUUCCUUCUUGCACUCUGACUUUUGCUGUGAAGUCUUGUAUUUCACCGUAGCCAUCUUUGAAAAGUUAUUUGUGCUUCUCCAGCAUGUUAGUGAGUGUAGCCUGACUCACUGGUUUGUCAUUUCUGAGACUGAAGAUUUCUCCCCAGUACAACUUGAUCUUUUGUAGCCAGUUUCUGCCUAACAAGGCUGAUUUUUCUCCUUUAACAAUGACAAGCGGUAGCGUCCACUCCUUCCCCUCAUACCGGACUGGUACCUGGAUCUGUCCUAACACAGGAAUAGUGUCACCAGUGUAUGAAGAAAGGCGUAUGGACGCAGGCUGAAGAGGGCACUCUUUCAGUUUUUCUUUGUAGAGUCUCUCUGGAACCAGAGAUACAGACGCUCCGGUGUCCAGCUGCAUUUUUACUGAUUUUCCCGCUAACUCCAUGUUGAGAUAGAUUCCAUCUUUUAGUUGUUGAGCUGUGUACACUGAACAGUUCCAAUACUGUUUCAGUUGUACCUUCCUCUUCUUGUGCUGCAUCUGACACUUUGUGCGCUCUUGCUGUGCGUUUCGAGGCUUUACACACUCUCUGUAAAUGUCCAACCUUUCCACAAUUGUGGCACUUUUCAUUUUGGAAUCGACAUUUACUGUGAUGAUGAUUAUCUCCCCCACAUCUGUAGCAACUUGGCUUAAACCUUUGAGAUGUGGGCUGCUUUGUUCUUGUGUAACCUUGAGGAUGGGACUGAAAAAAGUGUGACUUUUGUGAGCUUUUUUCACCACGUGCAUCACUGACCUUGUGAACACCUUUCUAAUGUUCUGCAUGUCCCGAUAGCUCAAUAGUAUCCCUGUGGGCAAGCUCGAGUCCAAGUGUUAUAUCACAGGCUUUCUUAAAGGUCAGGUCCUUCUCUGACAGAAGACUUCUGUGAUAUGCUUCACCUGUGAGACCACAUACAAACUUGUCUCGAAGAGCAUCAUCAAGAAAUCCUGCAAACCCACAUGUACUUGCCAGCCUUUUCAAAGCAAGGAUGUAGUCAGCCACGGUUUCCCCUUCACUCUGGUGACGUUGGUAAAAUCUGAAACGUUCUGCAAUGAGAAUUGGCUUAGGCUUGAAAUACCUUGAAAGAGUUUCAGUCAGUUCUGCAGUUCAACUCCACUGCUUUCAUUGGUUCAAUGAGACCUUUCAGCAAUCCAUACUCAAUUGGACCCAAAACACUGAGAAAUACGUCUGCUUUCUUUUCAUCUUUGAUUUCAUUUGCAGCCAGCCAACGCUCAAAACGCUCCAAAUAGGAAUCAAAAUCCUCUUUUGUAGCCUCAAACUCUGGUACUUGACCAAUGGUUGCUAUUUUCACAGUUAAUUGUUCAGUUUCACUUUUGCGCCCCGUGGACAUAACCGCAGAAGGUCCUUUGUUGAUCUAUACUCUAGUACCUUAGGACCAUUGCAACAAGGAAUUAAGGUUGCUGAGGGUGUUGCAGUACACCCUGAAAAAUCAGAAUUUGUGAGAUUUUUUUAAAAUAAUCCUCUGAAAAAUAGUGCACUGUGCCUUCGCUAGCUCUGAAUUAGUGGACCGAUAUAGCUGUCUGUAGCAGGGGCAAAAGCAAACGUCUGCAUCCCCCUUCCACGAAACAUUAUCACCACAAAAUUCCCCCUUACAAUCUGGGGUAGUUUCCCACAGCCGUUCCUGUAUUGAUUUGUUCUUGUAGUACUUAGUUCAUGAAAGAGUUCAUCAGCCAGAAGGUCACUUUCACUUUUCAGUAUUUGCAACCUUUAAAUAGCUGUAAUGGAUAUAACCACUGAAGGUAUUUUUUCCUACUUCCUAUACUCUAGUGUUACUAGCACUACAGACUAUUCACCUCCUCUCUUGAAACUAACAAUGGGUUAAAACUGAGCAUAUAAGAAAUUAAUCUCUGUAUUUGUUUUUGUUUAGUCCUCCAUCUCCUUUCUGCUUUAAAUUAGUAUUUUAGGACUUUUUUCUUGAUAAACCCUUUUGUCAAAACGCAUAGUAACUUAGGACCAUUGCAACAAGGAAUUAAGGUUGCUGAGGGUGUUGCAGUACCCCCAGAAAAAUCAGAAUUAGUAAAAAAAAUAGAAAUAAUCCUCUGAAAAAUAGUGCACUGUGCCUUUGCUAGCUCUGAAUUAGUGGACCGAUAUAGCUGUCUGUAGCAGGGGCAAAAGCAAACGUCUGCAUCCCCCUUCCACGAAACAUUAUCACCACAAAAUUCCCCCUUACAAUCUGGGGUAGUUUCCCACAGCCGUUCCUGUAUUGAUUUGUUCUUGUAGUACUUAGGUCAUGAAAGAGUUCAUCAGCCAGAAGGUCACUUUCACUUUUCAGUAUUUGCAACCUUUAAAUAGCUGUAAUGGAUAUAACCACUGAAGGUAUUUUUUCCUACUUCCUAUACUCUAGUGUUACUAGCACUACAGACUAUUCACCUCCUCUCUUGAAACUAACAAUGGGUUAAAACUGAGCAUAUAAGAAAUUAAUCUCUGUAUUUGUUUUUGUUUAGUCCUCCAUCUCCUUUCUGCUUUAAAUUAGUAUUUUAGGACUUUUUUCUUGAUAAACCCUUUUGUCAAAACGCAUAGUAACUUAGGACCAUUGCAACAAGGAAUUAAGGUUGCUGAGGGUGUUGCAGUACCCCCAGAAAAAUCAGAAUUAGUAAAAAAAAUAGAAAUAAUCCUCUGAAAAAUAGUGCACUGUGCCUUUGCUAGCUCUGAAUUAGUGGAUCGAUAUAGCAGUCUGUAGCAGGGGCAAAAGCAAACGUCUGCCUCCCCCUUCCACGAAACAUUAUCACCACAAAAUUCCCCCCCAUGAAUAUAAGGCACUUAGAAUCUGGGGUAGUUUCCCACAGCAGUUCCUGUUAUGAUGGAUUAUUGUAUAACUUCGAUAAUGAAAGAGUUCAUAAGACAGGAGGUCACUUUCACUUUCAGUGUCUGCAGCCUUUAAAUAGCCUGCUGAUUACUGCUUUUGCCAUCAUUGCCAAAUUGGUUUGCAGAGGAUCCUUGACUCUCAGCGAAACUACGAGUAUACCGAUCUUGUGAAGCCACUUGACCAUGGACUCCCCAAUGUGCCUCGUUAAAAACGCUGACGGAGAGCUUUGUGUAGAACCAGAGGCCAUCGACUACCUGAUGGGACUGAAACAGAAAGUCGUAGUUGUGUCUGUGGUCGGGCUGUAUCGCACCGGAAAGUCCUACCUCAUGAACAAGCUGGCUCAGAAGAGAAGUGGUUUUGCCCUUGGAGCCACCAUCCAGUCUAAGACUAAGGGCAUCUGGAUGUGGUGUGUCCCUCAUCCUGAAAAAACAGACCACACCCUCGUGCUGCUGGAUACGGAGGGACUGGGGGACGUGGAGAAGGGGGAUUCUAAGAAUGAUGCCUGGAUCUUCUCGCUGGCCAUUCUGUUAAGCAGUACUCUGGUCUACAACAGUCGAGGGACCAUUGACAAUGAUGCUGUGGAGAAGCUUCAAUAUGUGAACGAGCUGACAGAGAUGAUCAAGGUGAAGUCUUCCACUGACAAUGAGGAGGAAGGAGAGGGCACACAGUUUGUGCAGUUCUUUCCUAAUUUUGUGUGGACCGUCAGAGAUUUCACUCUAAAGCUCGAGAUUGACGGCAGAGAAAUCACUCCAGACCAGUAUCUGGAGAAUUCCCUGCAGCUCAAGAAAGGUACUAGUAAAAAGAUCAAUGACUACAACCUCCCGCGUGAGUGCAUCCGGAACUUCUUCCCCUCACGCAAGUGUUUUGUGUUCCCCUCCCCUACAACUCCUGACAACAUGCACCGACUGGACUCCAUGGACGAGGCUGAGCUUUCUGAACGCUUCAGAGAGGUCGCAGAUACUUUCUGCCGCUUUAUUUUCCAGGAGAGCCGUAUGAAGACUGUUAUAGGGGGACACACAUUGACUGGAGAGAUGCUGGGCCACCUGGUCACCACCUAUGUGGAGACCAUUGCCAAAGGCAAUGUGCCCUGUCUGGAGAAUGCUGUGUUGGCCAUGGCUAAAAUUGAGAACCAGGCUGCUGUGGAUGAGGGCCUGGCGGUGUACCAGAAUGGAAUGGAGGAUGUGAAGGCCUUAUUCCCAGUGGACAUCAAUCAGCUGUCAGAGAACCACCUUCGAUCAGAGACCCAGGCCACACAGGCAUUCAUGAAGCGAUCCUUCAAAGACGACAAUGGGGAAUUCUUGAAAGCUCUUGUGGAGGCCAUUAGCAACCACACCGCCGACCUUUUCAAGCAGAACAAGGAUGCCUCAGAGAAGAAGUGCAAGGCUCUUCUGGAGAAUCUGUCUGCUCAGAUGGAUCAGGGGAUAAAGGAGUACACCAUACCAGGAGGCUAUGGGCUUUACUGCAAUCACCAUGACAACAUAGUGGCACAGUACCGGGCCGAGCCCAACAAAGGAGUCAGGGCUGAGGAGGUUCUGGAGCAGUUCCUGAAGGACAAGAGUGCAGAGUCCAACUCCAUCCUGCAAGCUGACAAACAACUGACUAAAAAAGAGAAAAAAUUCCAAGCUGAGAAGAAGAAAACAGCUGAGCUGGAGCAGGAGAAGGCAGCAUUGAAUGAGCAAAAGGCAGAGAUGGAGUGCACCAUUGAGAACAUUGGCAGGAGCCAGGAGAAGUACUUGAAGGAGAUGAAAGAGAAGAUGGAGGAGGAGAGGAAUCAACAGCAGCAGGAGUUCAACAGGACGCUGGACCGCAGGAUGCAGGAGCAGAAAGAUCUCCUGGAGAAGGGCCAUAAGGAGAAGGCUGAGCUAAUGAGACAAGAGAUCGAGGAGAUUAAGAAGAGGGAUAAAUUGGAAAGGGAGAACAAUGCCCAGAAUCAGAAGGCUAUGCUGGAAUUAUUCAAGCAGCAGGCUGAGGGACAGAAAGAACAGAUGGCAAUGUUAAUUGAGGAGCUCAGGUAUAGACCACAGGCCCCAGCCUGUAACCUCAUGUGAACCACUUUGAUCCUUUGAAUGCCUGACUAUGAAAAGCCAACUGAUUUUGAACAGAGUUUUUGAUUAACUUUUUAAACUCGACCUUACUGUAUCCCACUGUGAUCCACUCCACCUUGAAUUCCUGACUAUGAAAAGUAAAGUGAUAUUGAGUCUUGGAGAGUUGAAGUGUUUGUCUUCUAUAGCCAUUAAUGUUUUUAUCUGAUCCUGCUGGUUAUCUAUGAAGUUUGAUCAUCUUGAAAGUCUAUCUGGCGUUCAUGGCCUCAUGAGCCUGGUUCCUCUUUAGGUUUCUUCCUAGGUUCCUGGUUUCUUCCUAGGUUCCUGCUUUUUUUGUUGUUUAGGGGUUUAGACUGUGUUUCUGUAAAGCACUUUGCGACAACUGCUGAUGUAAAAAGGGCUUUAUUAAAUAUAUUUGCUUGAUUGACCUCUUGUGAACCCUCCAAGCCCUAAACAGUCCACAUACAGAUUGUGAGAAUAUUGGCCAUAUACCACACUCUCUCAGGCCUUAUUGCUUAAAAAUAUAUCACUCUCUCAGGCUGUACUGCUUAAAUAUACCUCUGCUAUUUACAAAUUACAGUAUAAUCAUGAUAAAUCAGCAAUAGGCCUAUUAUUUUUUAUCCAUCUCGCUUUGAGUUCCACAAUCACACCAGAGUGAUUUAAUACUUCCAGCCCCUUUAUUUUUGAGCUACAUACUUUUUAAUUGGAUGUGUCUAUUCCUUCUUCAUCCGCAGAUACCAACCAUUAACCUGUGUGAUUAAUGGGGGCUGAGAUAGAGUGGUGUUUGUUUGACGGAUGCCGAAAACGGUUCUCCUCGCAAAAGAAAUUCUGUAAUGUCCGAACAGUUUGAAGUACAGAAUAUUAUGACCCCAAUAUGAAAAGCUGAGACACUCACAAACACACACAUGUAAGCUACACAAUAAUUGUUAGAAGUUAAGGGGUGCUUCUGCAUAGAAGAUCAUAGGAUAUCCCAGGACAUAGUGUCUAUAAUACUGUAAGCGUUUCUUCUACAUAGAAGAUCAUAGGAAAUCCCAGGACAUAGUGUCUAUAAUACUGCAAGCGUUUCUUCUACAUAGAAGAUCAUAGGAAAUCCCAGGACAUAGUGUCUAUAAUACUGUAAGCGUUUCUUCUACAUAGAAGAUCAUAGGACAUCCCAGGACAUAGUGUCUAUAAUACUGUAAGGGGUGCUUCUACAUAGAAGAUCAUAGGAUAUCCCAGGACAUAGUGUCUAUAAUACUGUAAGGGGUGCUUCUACAUAGAAGAUCAUAGGAUAUCCCAGGACAUAGUGUCUAUAAUACUGUAAUAAUCUCACAUAGUUGCUAUCACAAACUCCAAACUCCACACAGUUGUCACUGACUAGUUGGAUUUUCAUUUUCCACUGAGAAAACAAUUGCUGUACUUACAAAAUUCAUUUAAAUACAGUUUUUGCUUGGCUGACUUUAUUAUUGUAUUGACAUUUGCAAUUCAAGCUUUGAGACGUUAGGACGUUUAUGUUCUACUUGUAGUCCUGGUUGUCCUGAGAAGGAAAAUGUUAAAAACUUCAUUGUGAAGCUCAAUUCAAGAUCCAGCAGAUGAAUGAAACAGUGACGGUCUGUGAUGUUUAUGAGCUUGGCCUUAUUUCUAUUAAAGCAUAUUGGAUGACUGUCA
Oncorhynchus kisutch (coho salmon) is the source of this 8553-nucleotide messenger RNA. Its product is annotated as guanylate-binding protein 1. The transcript has 10 exons. Gene Ontology annotation, molecular function: GTPase activity; GTP binding. Bases 5047 to 6912 code for a protein of 621 amino acids. The record is from RefSeq and is a predicted model, not a curated record. Lineage: Eukaryota; Metazoa; Chordata; Actinopteri; Salmoniformes; Salmonidae.